Molecule: messenger RNA, 5546 nt
Organism: Acipenser ruthenus (sterlet)
Lineage: Eukaryota; Metazoa; Chordata; Actinopteri; Acipenseriformes; Acipenseridae
Product: dehydrogenase/reductase SDR family member on chromosome X-like
Exons: 7
Coding region: 128-1033 (301 amino acids)
Source: RefSeq, a predicted model, not a curated record
CGGAAAAACUGUUACCUCAAGGACUUCGUCAAUGUAUCGCUGAGCUGUAACGUUGCCCUCAAUCUGCACCAAACAUCACACUUCCACCGCCCCACCGGGUAGCUUGAACAACGAACCGAAAUAACCGAUGUGCCAUCCAGUCUUUCCCAAACAAAAUGGAAGAGUUGCCAUAGUGACGGGAGGUGCCAAAGGGAUUGGUUAUGAAACUGCAAGGCAUCUGGCAAGGCUUGGAAUGCACAUUAUAAUAGCUGGAAAUUCAGAAAACGAGGGCCAAGAGGCAGUGAAACGGAUCAAAGAAGAGAACCUAAAUCAAAAAGUGGAGUUCAUUCAUCUUGACCUGACUUCCUUGAAGUCUGUUCAUUGGUUUGUCAAGAAGUUCAACGACAGAGGACUUCCACUUCACAUUCUAGUCAAUAAUGCUGGGGUCAUGUUGGUUCCAGAGAGAACAACGCAGGAUGGCUUUGAAGAGCACAUCGGUUUGAACUACCUGGGGCACUUCCUUCUCACGAAGCUGCUCCUGGACAAGCUAAAGCAGUCUGGGUGCCAGGAGUCCAGCGCCCGCAUUGUCACAGUAUCCUCAGCCACUCAUUACUGUGGAGAACUGGACCUGGAGGACCUGCAGAGCUGUAGCUGUUACUCAUCACACCGUGCAUAUGCCCAAAGCAAGCUUGCCCUUGUGCUGUUUACCUACUACCUGCAGCAGCGCCUGACAGCAGAGGGGAGCCAUGUAACAACCAAUGCAGUGGACCCAGGAGUGGUGAACACAGACCUCUACCAGAAUAUCUGCUGGCCGGCUCAACUCCUCAAGGGGCUGGUGGCUGGGCUGCUCUUCAGGACCCCAGAGGAGGGAGCCUCAACUUCAAUAUAUGCAGCAGCUGCACCAGAGCUGGAGGGAGUCGGAGGCUGUUAUCUCUACAAUGGUCAAAGGACAAAGUCUGCAGAUGCCUCGUACGAUGAGGAACUUCAAAGCCGACUCUGGACUCUGAGCUGCAGCCUUGUUGGGAUUCAGGAGCAGCACCGCAAGGCUUACUGAGUAGUCCAGUUCAUUCAUUCCAAAUGGAAGUUGACAUUAAAAGUGCUUUUACUUGGUGUUCCUCCUGCUGUUGAUUGUCCAUGAGGGGCUGCCCUUUCUGCUUUUGUGCAUAGACAAGACAAUCUUAUAUUACUGUUGUCAGAGCCAAUAAACAAAAAAACAAACAUAUCAGAACAUACUGGCUGGUGUUGGGGAAAACAAAAAAUACAUGUUAAUCCAUCCAAAGCCACUGCUAGGAUAAACACUGAUCGAACCUUGCCAUCAUGUGCAAUAUUAUAAUAUGAAUUCUGCCUACAACCUGCCUCUAUUGUAGCGCAGAUUUACAUGGAAUAAAUUACCAAGUGAUAGCAAGGUCCUCAGAAACAACUAGGAGCUCCUGGAUCUAUAUAUAGCUGCAUCUGUCAUGGUUGCAUCUUACAAAAUAUUUUCAUAUGAAGUAAAUCUCUCUAUAGGUACAGCGUUAUUGUUCCUCUUUGACUUCUGAGUUUCAAACAACAUCAAUACAAUGUAUAAUCCUCCAUCUUCUACAGUUUUGUAUAGAUUAGUUAUCGGUUGCUGGGGGAACCGCAUGAAACGUACAGGAUAGAGGAGGUUGCAGAGGCAAUCAGUGUUGUUUUUGGAAGUAAAUUAAUUGAAAGUUGCCAUAGACCUGCUACCAGCUGGUGUUCUUUCUCUCUGCUGCACUGUGAACAGACAUAGCUACAAGCUUCCCCACAGCAAGUGCCUGUCAGUUCUGUGGCCUGGGAAGGGUUAGCAGGGCACUUAACUGUGCAGACAAUAGACUCACUUCUUAAUAUCCUGCCAUAUUAGAAAUGAUUCACUCAGCGAGAUGCUGUUUCUAUAGAGGUGAUAUUGUGAUUUCAAGCCAUUUCUUUAGCAUGCUCAUAGACUUCUAGCAUCUGUUUUUCAUUCAUUGUUUUUAAAUGAAAUGAAGGGAUCCGGGUCACACGCUGUUGUUACCUAUGCAUUGUAUACUGCAGUUUCAUGAAUACACUACAGUAUAUGAUUUUGAUAUUCAUGCAUAUCAUUUUCUAGAUAACCUCAAAUUGUAAAGAAAUCGAGCAUUACAGCAAAUCCAGGGCUUGAUAAGGAUGACAUUAUUUUGUAGAAGGGUUGUAAUAGGAGUAUACUUUUCUAAUCAAGGACACUUUUAAAUAUGCUCUAGAACUGCAUCAUUGUUCUACAUUUCAUUUUAGCACCCGCUUCAUGUAUUAAUACCUUUAAACAGGUACGUUCAUUUAUAUUGAGAAUGGUAGUAGCUGUAUCAAGAUGCCACUCUGUUUUCUAAUGUACUGCACUGUAAUGAUAUUUGCUUUGCAAAUCUAGCUGAUAAAAUAAGAAAGGGAAUAGCUAUGGGAGCUAUAGCCAGGAGCCACUAACGUGGUAAAAAGUAAAAUGUCAGACAACAUGUUUUAAAUAUUUUGACAAGCACUGUGAUAUUCUCAUACGUACUGCUGUAAGUCUUCAUUAAUAAUGCAUGCAGAUCUGGGGCAUGGCUUUCAUAACAUUAGCUCAAAGCCCUGGCCAAACCAGACAGCUUUCAUCAAAUUAAAAAAAAACAAUGAUGCACCAUUCAACUUUAAAUUGGUGCAGAAGUUACCUUGGCUAACUUGUGACUUUAUUUAAUCUUUUGAUUAUUUUUUUUCCAGAAUAAUAAUUUGUUUCUCUGAAACUGUUUUUUUUUUUCUGUAAAAGGUAAAGUUAGAACAUUACAACUUAUGAUUCAACAGUGUAAAACAUACUGCUUCGUAGACAGACCUGGACAGAAUCUCUUUGUCCGUUUUCAUUAUAAUACCAAUGUGAAACAUGUCACCUAUGUGAAAAGCAAUAUAUAGGCUUGGUAGUUGUUUUUUUUUUUUCUUAUAAACCCUGUUUGUCCAUCAUGAAAGCCUUAUGUUGAUGUAGCACAUGGGAACUGCUGUCGAAAUGUGUGCUGCAGCCACGUACAGUUUGAGUGUAUGAACAAUAACAGAUUGUGAACAUGCACAUGAGUGUUAAAAGUCAUAACCUGAGAGACAAUACUGAGGGGCUUGUUUUAAAAUAUGUCUCCCCAUCUGCUGGUAAAUGCCUGUAAAAACAUUUAUAGCCAGUUGCUCUACACAGCUCUGACCCACAGAAAUCUAUACAACACUCCGUUUUAUUUCCUUUUAAACCAAACAAUAUACAUAUUUAUUCUGAUAUAUUCAUAUUUAAACUCUUUGCAAAAUGUACUAAAUGUUCUGUCUUCUCCAAAAUACCAUGCCUUUGGAUUGGAUACAUUCAUUGUUAGCAAAAUUACACUUUUGUAGUCCCUGCUUCUGUCACAUUUCCAGAUAUUCAAGUGAUGAAACUAGUUAAGGACAUCCUUCAGCACAAGUUAUUGAGCUUGUCAGCAUCUCAAAUACAUACUGUAUGUAGGCCCCAUGUCCGUCAGUCUGUAUGUAUGUACAUACAUUCAUCCUUAAAGAACACGUUUAUUAAUGCAGGUUUCCUUGCACAGCGCGUUCCAUUUAAACACUGCUCCUGCAAACGCUACAGGUGUUGCCUCUUAAUUGUGCAAAUUGUUUUCCCUGUUGAUCACAAUUCUGAUUUCCACAUUAAUUUAUAAAGUGAUAUUUACAGUGUGUUUACCUGAAUUAAACAUUCAUUUAAAAUAUAACUUAUUAAUGAGUCGGAGUGUCUUGGAGAAAUUGUUUGAAGUUUAUUUUUUACCUUUAUCAAAUAUUGUUUUUUAAUCAAUAUUCUCAGUUGUAUCUGUAUGUUUUUAUAUAGAAAGCAAGUUAUUCUUGCACUUUAAUCAACUAUUAGAUUAUAUCAAAUGAUUUCAAGUGAGGACCAAAGUGAGGUACUGUGUGUAUUAACCUUUUCAGAUGAGUAUGUAAUAAGCAUACUCAAAGUGGUGUGUAGUAUUAUUGUGAUGAGAAAAAUGAUCAUGAAAAGUCAGCGUUGGUUCAUUGCUGUUCUGUUGCCACUUAAACGUUCUUCUCAAGAGGUAGAAUUGUGUUUCACUUCUAGCAUCCUUUCACUUAUUGUGAUUGUCAGUAUUUUAUUUUUAAUGAAAAAUCAAAGACAUAGUUCAGAUAAAUUCUGACCCAUAUUAUUUUCUGAGUGUAUUCAUCUUUUACUUCCAGACAUUACUUAAAUAAAAGUUCAUAUCAACCACUUUUAUCAAUACUUUGACAUUUAUGGGAACCUGAAGUUGUCAAAGAAUAUUCUCUCACCUUUUAUAUGGUCUGUAUACUGCAGUUGUUUUAAUUCACAAUGCGAAGCCUGGCAGAACGUUGGUAACUGAAAUAAGUAGAUGCAUUAGUUACUGCACACAGGUAUGUACAGAUUGCACUGUAUAAGAUAUUGCUUCUGCAGAUUCCCUUUAGGACAAAAAAGGCUUAACCUAAAAGCAGUGUGUGCAACACCUGUGCAACAUUUGGUUUUUCACAAUUCAUAUUUAUUCAAAAAUAAUGGUAAAUUGAAGUUAAAUGUAGACCUGUAAGGGGAUGGGAAAUCAAGUCAGAAGGAAAAUAACACUUUUAAAAGUACCAGGAAGUAAAAGGUUAAAGUCCUGGGAAUUAUAGGGUCAUCGUCAACCCCAGAAGAGCCUGCAACAAUGUGUGCCAUGUGUGCUAUUUCAAUGUCUGUAUAUCUAUGUAUUUAUAUAUUAUGUAUGUACUAUAGAUACACUGCCUGGCUACUUUAUUAGAACCUAUAUACCCGAUUUGGAUUUGGAUUUGGCUUAAGUUUACUUAGGCAUCUAUGAGGAUCAAGUCCACCCAAAAAUGUUGCAGCUGUACUAAUGGCGAUGGCUUCAAGAUGGUAAUGCACCCAUCGAAUUGUCCCAGUAUUGUGCACUAAUGGUUUAGGGUAUUAUAGAGACUUCAGGCAUCUUCCAUGGCUACCGCAAUCCCUGGAUCUCAAUCCAUUUGAGCAUGUUUUGGGUGGCCUUGAAUGACACAUUCAUUAUCAAGAUCAUCUGCCUAUCUCUCUGCACCUAUUGCGUGAAACAUAACUGAAUGGAUUAGAGACACCUUCCAGCACUGUGAUCAGUACAUACAGUGGCCCAGCACUAUAUUAGGUAAAGAUCCUAAUAAUGUGGACAGUCGGUGUAAAUAUACAGUAUAUAUGUAUAUAUUUGUAUAUCACAAAUUUUGACAGCAAAUCGCAACACUGAUCCAGGUAUUUACUGUAUCUUCUUGUGUGGAUGUCUACGUGUGUAACAAUAACUGUCGUCCAUAGUGAAUUUGUAUAUAAAAAUCAGUCACAUCUUUAACGAAGAAGUCAUGCAAGGUUCCAUUUCCAAGAUGCUGGCAGACUGCUUUCUAAUACGUUGUACCUACAAGCUUUUGUCAACAUAGUGGAGUUGUCACAGUGAUUCUAUCUUUGUUACCCAUGAUUUUUAAAAUGUUUGUCACAAAAUGUUGUAACUUAUCAACUUAUGAUUGUUGUAUUUGUGUAAGAUUUUGAGGCGUAAUAUAUACAGUAUGUGCAGUCAGACACUCGAAAAAUUAAGUAUUAAUAAACCUCUUUUUUUUUUGUAAAA